Messenger RNA from Cannabis sativa, 637 nucleotides. RefSeq lists its product as uncharacterized. The record is from RefSeq and is a predicted model, not a curated record. Gene Ontology annotation, biological process: proteolysis. The transcript has 2 exons. The coding region runs from base 1 to 492 and encodes 163 amino acids. Gene Ontology annotation, molecular function: cysteine-type peptidase activity. Lineage: Eukaryota; Viridiplantae; Streptophyta; Magnoliopsida; Rosales; Cannabaceae.
AUGUUAUGUGGUUCCCCUUGGCAUUUGUGCGAUCAUGUUUUCUUUAUCAUCCAUAUGGAGACUGAAUCACAUUGGAUUCUUGGUCGAUUGAAUAUUGAGGAAAGGCGUGUGUACAUGUACAACUCCUUGUCGACUGCUAUGAAAGAUAGUGCUGCUAUCAAAGCUUGUCAGCCAUUUGCGGUGUUGUUGCCCCACUUUUUUGCUUUGUUUGAUGAGUUCAAAAAGGAAAACAAACCGAUUUGUUUAGACCCUUUCGAAGUUGUUAAGGUUGAUGGUUUGCCUCAACAAACCUCUAAUGACUGUGGUUGUUUCGUUGCAUCGUUCGCCGAAUACUUUAUUGAUAUGAAACCGAUUCCUCCCAUAUUUGAUGUUGAGAAACACCGUGAUAGGCUUGCUGUGUUGUUCUAUAAGUAUGCUCGCAUGAAAGAAGUGGAAUUUAUUGAUAGUGAAGAUGAGGCUCCUCCAAAGGGUCCAAAGAAGAAUUUGUCUUAGUUAUCUAUUGGUUGUUGUUGGAAAUACUACUUUUUUUUUAUGUAGCUUUUGUUUUUUCUAUUACCAGAUUAUGUUCAUAAUCAUAGACAAGUUGUUGUUUCUAUCAUGUUUUUUUCUUAAUUGGAAUUGGUUUUUAAUUUGUUCA